Molecule: messenger RNA, 829 nt
Organism: Drosophila obscura
Lineage: Eukaryota; Metazoa; Arthropoda; Insecta; Diptera; Drosophilidae
Exons: 2
Coding region: 40-456 (138 amino acids)
Source: RefSeq, a predicted model, not a curated record
GGAAGCACAUCUAGCCUUGUAAAUCAUAAAUGUUACAUUAUGAACUCCAGUAAAUUACGCAACGCUGCCCAAUUUGAUGUCAAUCCCGAAACGAAACAGGAGGGUGUUGCUGUAAUAACCGAAUGGGUUGUUAAGAACUGUUGUUCAUUCAAAAUUAUUGACAAUUCCGAACUCAAAAAGUUUGCAUCCUUUCUGAUUAAAGUUGGAGCAACCUAUGGUGCUAAUGUAGACUUUGCCAAGCUAUUACCCCAUCCAACAACAAUAUCACGAUAUAUUUCAAUGCGAGAAAGCUCCUGCACAGGUUUUCAUAUCCGUGAACAAAUUCGAGAGAUAUUGAAAGACUUUGGAUGCGAUCUUGAACUGGACAAUCCCAUAAUUGUAACAGAUCGGGGUUCGAACAUGAUCAAAGCCUUUGGACAAGAUGGAAAAAAUGCAUUGCAUCAACCACCUGCUUAACAACUCAGUUGAAAAGGCCAUCAAUGCUGUUUCUGAGAUGGGGGAACUCGUUACUGUUUACAAGCUUGUAAAAUAUUUUAAGAAGUCUGGAUCAAACUCUUUCUUAGGGCUGUUUUUGCCCAACCCGCUGGAAUACAGUUUUUUAUUUGUUUAAAUCCAUCGAAAUUAAUUGGAUUGACAUUCAAAAUAUUUUAAUGGAGAAAAAUCAGAUAAUUAGGAUGGAAGGUAUAAAUUUAAAUCAGUUAAGUCAUGUUGUCCGACUGUUAGAAGUCUUCGAAAACGUUUAAAAAAAAACUUGUAGCAAGCAAACGUCCAACCAUACACUUUAUAGUUCCGAACAUAAACAAAUUAAAGAAAACUUGUCUGUCCGAUA